Pseudogymnoascus verrucosus is the source of this 1233-nucleotide messenger RNA. RefSeq lists its product as uncharacterized. NCBI's taxonomy places the organism in Eukaryota, Fungi, Ascomycota, Leotiomycetes, Thelebolales, Thelebolaceae. Gene Ontology annotation, cellular component: cytoplasm. The coding region runs from base 323 to 1144 and encodes 273 amino acids. The transcript is spliced from 3 exons. Gene Ontology annotation, molecular function: aldehyde-lyase activity. The record is from RefSeq and is a predicted model, not a curated record.
AUACAGCAAUCGCUACCAAUCUAUCGUCCCUUGCAAAGGCACUUUCACGCAUUAAAUAUUAGGCUAUAUUGCUUCUGACCGAGGAUUUAUAAUUAGGUCCCAAAAUCUCCAAAAUCUCCACAAUCUCAGGCGAUUUUCAGACUAUGCUCCAUAUGGGGCGGGGUUUGGUGCGGAGGUAUCUCAGUCCUUAGCGGCAUGUUAGACAAAGUGGGGGUUAUGGCGGGGUAUAAAGAGGUGUAACCCUUUGGUUUACUGACAUUGCUGACACCCGAUGAUUACCGGAAAUAAACCCAUCAAUAUCAAUAGCAACUAAACCGAAACCAUGGCGAUGAUACAGGCAAACAGACUGAAGAAGGUCUUGGACAACGGAGAUAAGGCCUGGGGCAUCUGGCAGACCAUUCCAGGAACCAAUGUCUCGAGGGCUUGUGCGAAUAGCGGAGUAGACUGGGUUCUUGUUGACUGUGAGCAUGGUAACAUCGCUGAUGCUGCUAUGCAUGAGUCUGUUGCAGCCAUUGCCGCAACUGGCGUGAGUCCGAUUGUCAGGAUACCUGACAACCAGGGCUGGCUUGUAAAGCGUGCGCUGGACUGUGGAGCCCACGGAGUACUAGUCCCUCUUUUGAACACAGUUGAGGAUGCUGAGAGACUCGUCAAAUCUGCCAAGUUCCCACCUCAAGGUAUCAGAGGCUUUGGCUCUCCAUUCUCCCAGGGAGCCUUUUCUGCAACGAUGACAGCUGGGGAGUAUCUUGUCCAGGCCAACUCCUCUCUCCUCACAGUCGUCCAAAUCGAGACUGCCGAGGCCCUGGCAAACGUUGACGGGAUCGCGGCAGUUCCGGGCGUGGAUGUCCUCUUCGUGGGGCCAUUCGACCUUGGCAAUGCACUGGGUUAUCCGAUUACGGGCCCAACAAUGCACCCGGAGCUGGAGGCUGCUAUUGCAAAGGUUCUUGCUGCUGCGCAAAAGGCGGGUAAAAAAUCGGGAAUUUACACCCCAAGCGGUGAACAGGCGAAUAAGAUGGCAGCGCUGGGCUUUGACAUGGUCAAUGUCACGGCAGACGCGAUUGCGCUGGCGGUGUUUUUGGGUUCAGAAGUAGCCAAGGCUAAAGGUGGCCAGUCAACUGAGAAGAUGACCGGACCAUAUGGAAAAUAGACGAUAUAGUCGAAUAGAAUAUGUAUUCCUUAAGGCGGGGCCUCCGCGUCGUUCAUCUUCUUUUGGACUUCUUCGGCAGUGAAUCGGUG